Messenger RNA from Didymodactylos carnosus, 309 nucleotides. The record is from the annotation of a GenBank genome assembly. Lineage: Eukaryota; Metazoa; Rotifera; Eurotatoria; Philodinida; Philodinidae.
AUGGCAUCAAUCGCGAAAAACGCUCUAUCCAGCUCUGGAUCCGUUAGCCGUACGAUUAAAACUGUUACAAUUAUUGGUGGUGGUCUGAUGGGGAGCGGGAUAGCACAGGUAGCUGCCGAAACAGAACACAAUGUCAUUGUCGUUGAUCAAAAACAAGAGUUUUUAGAUAAAAGUUUGAAUAUUAUACAAACAAGUUUAAAACGAAUUGUUAAGAAAAAAUUUGAUAAAGAUCAACAGAAAGGAGAGCAAUAUUACAGUGAUACACUUAAUCGUAUUAGAACAACGACUGAUGUUGAUGAUGCCGUCUGA